CUACUAAAAUAAAAAGAAAAAGAACCUCAGAAAAUGAAUAACUUUUAUUUGAUAAUCUUUUUAUUUGCUAAAACUAAGUAAUACAAUUAAUAUUGUGAAGUACAGUAAGUUAUAAUAAAGAUUUUAGUGACAACAAAGAAACCAUUGUGGCAAACGAAAAAUUAUUUAUAAAUAAAAAAGUAAAGAGUAAAUUAUUAAAAUGCAACGCAAAAGAAGAAAAUUUGUCUAGGUAACUUUGAAUGAAGGUGGUGAUUUGACUUUGUUCAUAAAUGGAAUGUGAACAUAAAGUGUAUUUAAUAAUGUUACCCCAAUUAAUUAAUAAUAAAAACAAAACAAAAUAAUUCUUGUGCAAAAAACAUUAAUUAGAUAAGAGCUAAUUUAGAUUAACGCUGAGGAAUUGAAAAAUUCCCACAAGUUAGACAUAAAAGCAAUCACUGUAACAACAACAAUACAAGUUCCAACUAUAAAAAUCGUCCAAUUUUUGCCAGAUUUAUUCAACGAAAAACGCCACAUCCUCAACAUGAGAGGUAUUGAGGGUAAAGUCGUUAUUUUAGGAUCUAGGGGUGUUGGUAAAACAUGCCUUGUAACCAAAUACAUUAAGAACACUCUACACAAAGAUGUUGGUCCAACAAUAGCUGCUUCGUUUUUUACUUGUAAGGUCAUCUUGGAUGAUGUUAAAGUAAAAUUACAAAUUUGGGAUACUGCUGGCCAGGAACGUUUCAAAGCCGUUGCGCCCAUGUAUUAUCGCAACGCCAAUGCUGCCAUAUUAGUUUUCGAUUUAUCACAAUAUCGAACAUUUAGCGAAAUUAAAUCGUGGAUACAGGAGCUACAUCGCAAUGUACAGGAACCCUUAAUACUAACACUAGUGGGUAAUAAAUUAGAUUUACAUGCAAUUCGUGCCGUGUCACGAGAAGAGGCUUGCCUAUUUGCCAACUCUAUGGGAGCAACAUAUUUCGAGACAUCUGCCGAGACGGAUCAAGGCCUGGAACAGGUGUUUGUCAGUACUGCCUUAGGUUUAGUGCGUUUGGCUAAAGAAGGCAAAUGUCGUUCUCUAAGACAAUUUGAUUCGUGUGAUUCGAUCUCGACCUAUACCAAUAAUAAUACAGCGUUCAAUCAUACCGCUCAAGCGAUUAGUAGUCGUCAUUUGCAUGAAAAUGGUUCCGUAAUACAUUUGCCCUCAGUGCCGUUGGGUAUACCGGUAGAGGGGGAUGAUGUUAAAGCCACAGCAGAGGGACGUUUAGAGACACCAUCCUGGAGUAUAGAGCAUAUAGCGUUGGGUGAAGUGGAACCCGUCAAUUGGUGUUGCUAAAUUCUAAUUGAAAUUCUAUAUAAAACCCACAAAUAUGAAUUUGAUGCAUAUGCAAAUGCAGUCAGUAAAACAAAAGUAGUUGAAAGAAAACAAUUGUGAUUUUUUUUAUUAAGAAAACAAACAACCCAACCAACAAAAACAAAGCAAUUUAUGAAUGCAAACCACAAGAAUCUUUAAUCAAAUACACAGAUAUUAUUUAUAAUUUAUAAAUAGCUACAUACUUAUUUAUGUAUGUAUUUAAUUCAUUAUUUUUCUUUAUGAUAUAACAAUGUAUGUAUGAAUAUGUAGCAAUAGAUUUAAGUAUAUAAAAUAAAAAAAAAACAGAAUUUUAAAAUUCUUUUUUACAAUAAUCUAAAUUUGUAUUGUAAAAUGCUUUUGACCAAAAAUGCCCAUCGAAUUUCUUUUCGUUUUUUUUUUUAUUUCAAAAAACACUUUUUUAUAUAAAUCAAAUUACUUUUAUUUUUAUUAUUAUGUAUUAAUUUUAAUUCUUUUCUACUAACCACAACUGGUACUGAUGUGUUUUUAAUUAAUUAUUAUGGUAUUUUUUUUCUUUUUUU
Messenger RNA from Calliphora vicina (urban bluebottle blowfly), 1866 nucleotides. It is a transcript of the gene RabX1, whose product is annotated as RAS oncogene family member RabX1. NCBI's taxonomy places the organism in Eukaryota, Metazoa, Arthropoda, Insecta, Diptera, Calliphoridae. The coding region runs from base 521 to 1309 and encodes 262 amino acids. The transcript is spliced from 3 exons. Gene Ontology annotation, molecular function: GTPase activity; GTP binding. The record is from RefSeq and is a predicted model, not a curated record.